AUGCUCCGGCUCUCGAUUCUAUUAGUUGCCGCUGGAUCAUUUGUGUUUUGUGGUUACGACAAGGACUACAGAAUUAAGACGAACCGGAUAUGGGAGGAAGUGGAAGAGAAUACGUUUUCUGGACGUUGGCAAGAUUUGGAAACCGACCCAUACGAUAAUGUAGUUCAUUUUGAUGGAGAGACCCAUUUGGCAAAUGUGAAACAACUGACGUUUGGAGGAAUGAACGCCGAGGGAUAUUUCAGUUUUGAUAAUUCCAAAUUGACACUCCAAGCGACAGGAUACGGUACCGAUUGUGACCAAAUCUACGAACUAGAUCUGAACACUGACCCAAAACUUCAAACUUUGAAACGAAUCAGUACGGGACUCGGUGGAACGACUUGCUCUUAUUUCUACAAAGAAGCAGAUAACAACCAUAGACUAUAUGCUGGAAACUGGUGGAAUGUGAAGAUUGAUAACACAACCGAUGUCUCCAAAACGUGCCCAGAGAAAAAAUGUGCGAAUCCAAAAACUGAUGAGCUUAAGCAAUUGUGUAAUACAAGUUAUACUUGGGAUAUCUUUGAUGAUUAUGAUAUUUUCAAGGUUGAUCGUUACGGAAACUUUGUUCAACGACUCACUAAUUCUCCAGGAUACGACGCAGAAGGCGUGGUAUCUCCCGAUGGAACCAAGAUUGCAUUUACUUCGAUUCGUUCUGGAGACUUGGAAUUGUAUGUGAUGAAUACAGAUGGGUCUAAUUUAACUCGAGUUACAAAUACACUCGGUUAUGAUGGUGGAUCCUUCUUCACUCCGGAUGGAAAACGUCUCAUUUUCCGAGCAAGUCGACCAAAGACAGACGAAGAAAUAGCCAAAUACAAGAAGCUUUUGUCCUAUAAUCUCGUUGAACCAAUUGCAAUGGAGUUGUUCAUCGUUGAUAUUGAUGGAAAGAAUAUGAAACAAAUCACGAAGUUGGGAGAAGCAAACUGGGCACCUUAUAUGUUGAAUGACAACAAGAGAAUCGUCUUCAGUAGUAAUUAUGAUGCAGCAGCAAACGGAUUUGGUGCUUUCAGUCUGUAUAUGGUAAAUGUUGAUGGUACUGGAUUAGAGAGAAUCACAUAUGGAGAGAAUCAAUUCAAUUCGUUUGCCAUGCAAAGUUACGAUGGAAAGAAAUUGGUUUGGGGAUCGAGUCGGAAUGGAACACAAUACGAAUUGAAUCUUUUCAUUGCUGAUUGGAUCGAUUAUCCAAAUGCCACAUCAUCUACACCAACUGUACCAACAGCUUCCCCAACGACUCCGCAGGGUCCAGAAACAAGCACUAAAUCUUCUACUUCACUAUCACUUCUUUCAACGUUCUCACUUGUUGUUAUCGCAUGCUUUUACUAA
This is a messenger RNA of Caenorhabditis briggsae, 1356 nucleotides long. It is a transcript of the gene Cbr-tag-10, whose product is annotated as Protein CBR-TAG-10. The transcript has 5 exons. Lineage: Eukaryota; Metazoa; Nematoda; Chromadorea; Rhabditida; Rhabditidae. Bases 1 to 1356 code for a protein of 451 amino acids. The record is from RefSeq and is a predicted model, not a curated record.